AUGUCAUUAUUACCAUCAAUUGCAUCAAUUUUACCAAUUUUAUUAUCAAGUGGGUUAUUGGGAGCUUGGUUAUCAUGGUUUUUAGCAAGUUUCUUUAUCUUGUUUAUAGGUAUGGGGCUUUCUUUUCACGCAUCAGCAAUCCCAACUUCAGGUGGGUUAUAUUAUUAUACAAAUUAUUAUUCUCCAGAAUCAAUUCGAGUUCCUUUAAGUUUUCUAAUUGGUUGUGCAAAUACAUUAGGUUUAGCUGCAGGAACUUGUGCAAUUAAUUAUGGAUUUGCAGUUGAAGUUUUAUCAGCUAUUUUUAUACAAAGAGAUGGAGAUUUUGAAAUUACAGAUGGUGCUUUAUAUGGCCUUUUUGCUGCUUGUGUUGUUACAAAUAUUAUAAUUGCAUCAGUAGCUACAAAACAAGCAGCUAGAUUACAAGCUUUUGCAGUUUAUCUUAAUAUUUUUUUAAUUGUUAUUUUCCUUAUAGCUGUUCCAAUUGGGUACUCCAAAAAUUAUGAAUUUAAUUCUAGAGAAUUAAUCUUUUCAGAUUUACAAAAUUUCCGUGAAUGGCCAAUUGGUUGGAGUGUUUGUAUUAGUUUACAAGGUGCAGCUUGGGUUAUUGGAGCAUUUGAUUCAGUUAUUCAUUGUUCAGAAGAAUGUAAUAAUCCACAAAGAGCUAUGGCUUGGGGUAUUUUAGGGUCAAUUGGAGCUUGUGGUGUAUUAGGAGUUGCUAUUGUUACUGUUUGUGUCGCUUGUAUUGUAGAUGGUGAUAUUCAAAGAGUUUUAGAAUCGUCAACAGGUUCAGCUAUGGCACAAAUCAUUUAUGAUUCAUUAGGAAAACAUUGGGCAGUUGCAUUUAUGGCAAUGAUUGCAGUUGGUCAAUAUUUUAUGUCAACAUCAAUUGUUAUUGCAGUAAGUCGUCAAUCAUGGUCAUUUGCAAGAGAUGAUGGAUUACCUAUUAUUUAUAAUUGGGUAAAAUAUGUUGAUCCAAGAGUUAAAGUACCAGUUAGAGCAACUAUUUUUGUUGGUGGACUUUGUUUAGCUUUAGGUUUACUUGUUUUUAUUGGACCAGCUGGUGCAAAUGCAUUAUUUUCAUUAGGUAUAUGUUCAAAUAAUCUUGCUUGGAUGAUGCCAUCAUUGUUGAUAUUAUUACCAUAUGGUAGAAAGAAAUUUGUUCCAGGUCCAUUUUGGUUUGGAAAACCACUUUCUUAUACUGCAAUGACAAUUGCUUGUUUGUGGGGGGUUUUCAUAAUGGGAUUAUCAUUAUUCCCAGAUAAUAUUGCAGUUGACAAAGAAACAAUGAAUUAUACAGUUGUUAUAAAUGUUGGAAUGUGGAUUUUAUCAUUAGCUUAUUAUUUCAUAUAUGGUCAUAAGAUUUAUUCAGGACCUAAAUCCAAUUUAGAAGAUGAAGGUGAUUAUGCUGAAAGCUCAGAUGUUGCCAUGAUAGAAGAAAUAGCUACUGAGAAAAAAGUUUGA
Molecule: messenger RNA, 1461 nt
Organism: Lodderomyces jiufengensis
Lineage: Eukaryota; Fungi; Ascomycota; Pichiomycetes; Serinales; Debaryomycetaceae
Exons: 1
Coding region: 1-1461 (486 amino acids)
Biological process (GO): transmembrane transport
Cellular component (GO): membrane
Molecular function (GO): transmembrane transporter activity
Source: RefSeq, a predicted model, not a curated record